AUGCACAACCGGAUCACAUUCGAGGACGCUGACUUGAAGCUUGAAUUGAGGUUUGGCGGCAUAUUUUACUUGGGACCGCAAUUGAUUUUCGACCAAGACGGGAAUGGGCGAUAUCGGCUUCUCGAGACAAAUGUGUUCACACGACGAGCAAGAGUGGAUAUUUGUGGAUUGGUAGUUGCAGGCGUCGCACGCCGGAGUAGCUUGCGAGGAGCGGACACGUACUCAAUUCAAGGUCCAGUUUUUUUGUGUCAGGAUGGGCGGACUAUUUUGUUUGAAGAGAGGUGGAACACUGUACGGCUUAGAGGUGCAGACGUGACGCCGGUUGCACUUGUGAACAAGGUGACGACCGAGGGGACUGGGAAGGUAUUAGAGUGGUUUGGGAGGCCUGGACUUCGAGGGACGUUGCGAGACGAAGUCUGCGUAGUUAGGCAUCGAAUGUGGAAUUCUCUGGUAAGUGUUGCAUGCGGUAGUGAGGCGGAGGCCAAAACUGACAGUGCUUCAAUAGGAGUCGAGCACAGUCGAGUUCACGGUGGUCUACAUUUUGGAGCCGGGUCUGACAUGUACUCUGCCGAUGGAUCUCCUGGACGUGAACAACAUCGUAUACUUCCGCGGGAACGUCGUGACGAGGGUCAGGCUAGUGGCGCGCAGGCAUGGGGUGAGGCGCAUGUGAUGUAUGUGAUGCGUAUAGUGUGGCAAUACGAGGAUGGCGUGGCUGGUCAUGCCCGAGUUGUUCAUAGUUUGUUUCUAGUUGUUCAAUAA
Melampsora larici-populina 98AG31 is the source of this 759-nucleotide messenger RNA. RefSeq lists its product as uncharacterized. Lineage: Eukaryota; Fungi; Basidiomycota; Pucciniomycetes; Pucciniales; Melampsoraceae. The coding region runs from base 1 to 759 and encodes 252 amino acids. The record is from RefSeq and is a predicted model, not a curated record. The transcript has 4 exons.